Oncorhynchus masou masou (cherry salmon) is the source of this 1182-nucleotide messenger RNA. Its product is annotated as GTPase IMAP family member 6-like. Gene Ontology annotation, molecular function: GTP binding. The record is from RefSeq and is a predicted model, not a curated record. The transcript has 5 exons. Lineage: Eukaryota; Metazoa; Chordata; Actinopteri; Salmoniformes; Salmonidae. The coding region runs from base 1 to 1182 and encodes 393 amino acids.
AUGUCCAGAGGAUUAAGAGGACAGCUUCAGACACUACUGAAACAGCAGGAGGGGGAGCAGCAGCAGCAGGAGGUGCAGCAGCAGGAGGAGUUGCAGCAGGAGGAGCAGCAGGAGAAGGAGCAGCAGGAGAAGGAGCAGCAGGAGACUGGAGUUGCCCAUCUGAGGAUUGUUCUGCUUGGUCCAGUUGGAGCAGGGAAGAGUGCCACAGGAAAUACCAUCCUUGGGAGAGAGGCCUUUAAAGUGGACUCAUCUCCUGAGUCAGUCACCAAGGCAUGCGAGAAACAGAGUAGGGAGGCAAAUGGGAGGAAGAUUGAAGUGUUGGACACCCCAGGACUCGGCGAGGACAGGAGAAGCGAGAUAGCCAGAUGCAUCAUGGACAAGACAGUCCCGGGUCCCCAUGUGUUCCUGCUGGUGAUUCGGCUGGGGGUAAGGUUGACAGAGGACGAGAGGAACACUGUGAAGUGGAUCCAGCAGACCGUCGGACAAGAUGCCUCAGACUACACCAUGAUAUUAGUCACCUGUGCAGAUUCACUCAGAGAAAACACAGUGGAUGACUACGUGAAACAGAACCAAAACCUACAGACACUCAUCGCCAGCUGUGGAGGCAGAUAUCACUCAUUUAAUAAUGAGGAUAGGGACGCCCACAAUCAGGUCACAGAGCUGCUGGAGAAGAUAGAAGAGAUGGUGGAGGUGAAUAAAGUGGGGCACUACACCAACGAGAUGGACCAGAACGCUCAGAGUGACAUCACAGCCCAGAAGAUAAAGAGCAGGCCGACCCCUCACAGGCCGCUCACCACAGGCAAACCGACCACCACAGGCAACCCGCCCACCACAGGCAACCCGCCCACCACAGGCAACCCGCCCACCACAGGCAACCCGCCCACCACAGGCAACCCGCCCACCACAGGCAACCCGCCCACCACAGGCAACCCGCCCACCACAGGCAAACCGCCCACCACAGGCAACCCGCCCACCACAGGCAAACCCCCACCACAGCCCACCACAGGCAACCCGCCCACCACAGGCAACCCGCCCACCACAGGCAACCCGCCCACCACAGGCAACCCGCCCACCACAGGCAAACCGCCCACCACAGGCAACCCGCCCACCACAGGCAACCCGCCCACCCAGGCAACCACCACAGGCAACUGCACCUCUGAGUGGUCUUUGCUGUUUGGUUGA